AUGACGCAGCACGUUAUCACAAAUAGCACUAAUGAAGAUCUGAAGAAAGAUGCGAUAAAAAAUGCACAGAAAGAUCUAAUAAAUGGUGUCGUAGAUAAAGGAAUUCAGGUGGAGGCGAAGGUGAACGGUGAUUGGUUCACGGGUCGUGUAACCGCAGUAGAGACGGGAAAGGAGAACAUACGCUGGAAGGUCAAGUUCGACUAUGUUCCCAUGAACACUCCAAGAGACCGCUGGGUGUUUAAGGGCAGCGAUGACGUCCGUCUUAUGCGUCCUGCCUCUCCAGAGUCCCGAAGUCCAGACACCAAUCAGGGUCCAGCACGGUCUGUAACUCCGCCCACCGCUGCUGAGCCUGACACGACUCAGAGCGGGCCGAGCAGAGAGACCACAGAAGGCCUUGUGACCAUGAUGAGGACGCUGAUACGGUAUUUCUUCCCUCCGGAUUUCCGAAUCCCUAAAGAUUCUGUGAACACUAUGAGUGCGGAGGACCUCGUGGCCUUUCCCAUCAAAGAGUAUUUCCAGCAGUAUGAGGCCGGACUGCAGAGUCUGUGUAAUUCCUACCAAACUCGGGCGGAGUCGCGGGCACGAGCCGUGGAGGAGAAGAGCAGCGGGGCAGAAACCAAACUUCGGGAAUCUGAGGAGAAACUCCGCAAACUCAGAACCAACAUCGUCGCUCUUCUGCAGAAAGUCCAGGAGGUCUGAAACACACACACACUCACUCACUUUACUGCAUUCACA
Sinocyclocheilus anshuiensis is the source of this 735-nucleotide messenger RNA. Its product is annotated as MORC family CW-type zinc finger protein 2A-like. Lineage: Eukaryota; Metazoa; Chordata; Actinopteri; Cypriniformes; Cyprinidae. Gene Ontology annotation, cellular component: nucleus. The transcript has 6 exons. Bases 1 to 699 code for a protein of 232 amino acids. The record is from RefSeq and is a predicted model, not a curated record.